Messenger RNA from Colletes gigas, 2512 nucleotides. Its product is annotated as ubiquitin-conjugating enzyme E2Q-like protein 1. The record is from RefSeq and is a predicted model, not a curated record. Bases 301 to 1089 code for a protein of 262 amino acids. Lineage: Eukaryota; Metazoa; Arthropoda; Insecta; Hymenoptera; Colletidae. The transcript has 4 exons.
AGGUAUUUGUUCGUAAGACGGCCCUGGUAAACGAAGGUAGCAACCCUUUCCGAACUACGCGCUCGAGCAGUUCAAUGAGGGUGGAGACUGCGCCGUGUUCUAUCGUGUCUUUCGUCUCCCGUAUCCUUGCAUCUGAUACAGUUUUUCCUCCGAGUUAUUUAUUCUUCGAAAAACAAAGUGUUAUAUGUUAACGACAUUAAAAUGUUUUGCAAGCAAUUGGAUGUCUCUUCGUGGAGGAAGCCUUGAUCUUUGUACGAAAAAGGAUUGUAAAUACAGAGCGUUAAAAGUAGCCGCCAAGCCAUGUCUACGAGAUCAAAGGAGAAGGUCGUAGCCGCUUUUCGGAAAAUCUUCCGAACCUCUGAGAAAAUUUCCGACCAGGAAGCAGCGAGCAGUUCAACGAGUUCUCCGUCGAGAAGGCUUCUAAGUCGACAUCAUCGUCCCGACGCAGUCACACCGUCCGACGGCGUGUCGACCGAAAAUUCAGACGCCAGCAACUCCAACUACGGAAGUUGCUUCUUUAAAUCAAAGAAAACCGCCGGCAGCACCGCUCAGGGCGCUGUUGUAGUACCGGACAAGAGGGUUCGUCUACGUCGACUAAUGAAGGAACUCAGCGAAAUUCAAAGGACGCAACACCGGCUCGAAUCGACCUUCACCGCGGAGUUGGUCAACGACAAUUUGUUCGAGUGGCACGUGAAACUGCAAAAAAUCGAUCCGGAAAGCGAACUAGCAGCAGACAUGAGGGAGCUCAAUAUACCUUACAUACUUCUACACGUCGUAUUCCCGGAGAAUUUUCCGUUCGCCCCUCCUUUUAUGCGUGUCAUUUCACCUCGAAUCGAGAGAGGAUUCGUGAUGGAAGGCGGCGCUAUCUGUAUGGAACUCCUCACACCCAGAGGAUGGACCAGCGCGUAUACCAUCGAAGCCGUCAUCACGCAAUUUGCUGCUAGCAUCGUUAAAGGCCAGGGUCGUGUUGCGAGGAAACCAAAAGCGAACAAAGAAUUCAAUAGGCGCUCUGCCGAAGAAUCCUUCAGAAGUCUGGUGAAGACUCAUGAAAAAUACGGUUGGGUCACGCCACCGCUUGCCGAGGGUUGAUCGUUCCAAACUCGUUAAAAGAACGAAAAACACGAUUGCUAUUUGCAGAAAUAAACCGCUACAUGCAGGUUUUUAGUCUGUGAACUAUAUUGGUUUCAUAAUAUAUAUAUAUAUAUAUAUAUAUACAUACAUACAUAUAUAUAUAUAUAUUUUUUUUAUGGACCGUGAAAUUGCAGCAUGAUCUCGUUACGAUUUCGCGGUGCUUGUACGACAAAUAUACUGCACGAUAGUUGAGAGGGGAACGGAAAGCGAUAGUGAAAUUUAUAAAUGGUUCUAGACGUUUGUCAAUUCGGUUGAAACAAUAGUGAUAAUGUUUACGAUUGUUUGGUCAUUAAACCAUUAGUGGCUUUUGUUUAAGUUUCGUAUUAAAUCGAUCGUCGUGAAAUUGCCACUAUUUUUGUUACACAUAUGUAUACAUAGUAUAUGAAUAGCGAACCUUUUGGACUGACAAGCCAUUUUUUAAUCCUUAUACAAAGAGCUAAAAAUAAUAUAUAAACAUUUCUGUUGAUGUAUUAUGAGAUUUCUAUCUUUUAACCCUUAAUUCUUUCUCAUUUAAGAAUGGAAAUAGUUAAUGUUAGAGAAAAAAAAAAACAAGAAUUUUAUGGAACAUAAUUAUAUCUAAAGAUAGAAUGAUUCUGUGAAUGUAAGUCACAAAUUUGAUUAUGCUAUUAAUUGAGAUAAACUACGUUAUGAUAAAAAAAAAAAAAAAAAAACAUACAAAUAUAAAAAUGUAAUACAACGAUGGUGUAAACCAACAGAAGCAGAUUUUCAAUAUACAGGGUUUUCCGAGGAGGAGGAUUAUAGACUUUCAGGGUAUAUGUAUAGUAGUCGCUAAACAAAGUAAAAAAUGCUUUGUCAAUGUAGUAUUAAAAAAAAAGAAGCCUAGUCAGAGAUGUAAGGGAUUUUUAAUUUUGGCAACAUAGGUGACUUCUUCGGCAGUAGGAUAAAUGUUAUAAUAUUACACAGUAAAUAAAUAAAUUAACAAUCGUAUUUAAUUAAUAUUAUAACGAAUAAUUAUUGUAAUAGUAUAAGUAUUUUUUUGCUCUGACAAAUAAAAUAUGUCUAUCAAUUAAUUCGAACGGUGCCGGGAAAUUUUGAAAGCACGUAUGUGGAAAUAAAAGAUAGACACAGAAUAUUUUUCGUAGACAUCAAAUUAUAGUAAUAUAAUUUUAUAUUUAGAAAUGAUAUAUAUAUAUAUAUAUAUAUAAUAAACAGCAGUAAGUAAGUCACUAAUAUGUUACUAUAAUCAAAAAUCGCAUUUAAAUCUGACUAAAUAUAUUUUACUCGAUUUAGCGAGUAUUACGUGCCAUCAAAGUCUCUAACCUUCUAUUCAAAUAGUCUACCAGGAAGCAUGCAAUCUUCAAAUAUAACAUUUUAUUUGUUUAUUGAAACACUCGACCUCAUUAAAAAUCUAACGCCACGG